AUGGACCUGCCAUCAGAUGCUCUUGAUGCAGAUACAUCUGUAACCGAAGUUGAUGAUCCCACUGUUGUAGUAGAUACGCACACAAAACAAGCGAUUCAGUUUGAACACCAUAUUGUCUAUUCGACUUCAUAUCAAGUACCUGUUCUUUAUUUCAAAGCAACUCAUUUAGAUGGUACACCCUUAUCACCACAGCACAUAGAUAGACUAAGCCAAGCCAGGUUGUCUCAGUUAGACCACCCUGUCCUCGGUACUCCCUUUUGGUAUAUUCACCCUUGCGAUACACGCAUUGCCAUGAGCACAUUCAAAUUCAAACGAGAAGAUUAUAUCAAGACAUGGCUAUCUCUCUUUGGUCCUCUUGUUCAAUGUCCAUUAUCAUUGGCUUUAUUCGCAUAA
Gilbertella persicaria is the source of this 393-nucleotide messenger RNA. RefSeq lists its product as uncharacterized. The record is from RefSeq and is a predicted model, not a curated record. The transcript has a single exon. Gene Ontology annotation, biological process: protein lipidation; macroautophagy; protein modification by small protein conjugation. Gene Ontology annotation, molecular function: Atg12 transferase activity. Lineage: Eukaryota; Fungi; Mucoromycota; Mucoromycetes; Mucorales; Choanephoraceae. Bases 1 to 393 code for a protein of 130 amino acids. Gene Ontology annotation, cellular component: intracellular anatomical structure.